UUCCAUACGUGUGCGAGUAAAAUAAUUUUGGUUUAAAACCUGAUACCUGUUUAUCAAAUAAAAUUUUUUCAUGGUCAACGACAAAUAUAAGCAUCAACGUCUCGCAAUAGCUUGAUGCAGUUUUCAUAUUCUCUCAAAGAAGCAGGUUCCAGUCUCUCCGCCAUUUCUUCAAUAGUGAAGUUUUUAAUAACAGACAGUGUCUUAUAAUUGGAUAAUUCAAUUGGAUAAUCGAUUGGAGAGAUGAAGAAAUUUCUCCUGGUUUUUGUUUACAUUCUUUCCGUUGCCGUAAUCGUUCGAGCAAAUGGGAUAAACGAGAUUUUGAAAAUUAUCCCCAUUUCAAUGAAAGAUAUACGUUACUGCGUAAUACACAUGGGUUUGAGCAUUAAGGACUUUAUGAAGAUGCAGGAACUUUUGCACGACGAAGAUAUAUCGGAAGAAAAUAUAAAGAAAUAUUUGACGAAUUACAGUUGUUUCAUUACCUGCACAUUGGAGAAAUCUCGUAUCAUACAAAAUGACGAAAUUCAAUUGGACAAGCUGGUAGAAAUGGCGAAUAACAAUAAUAUAUCCUUAGACGAGAAAAAAUUAAGCGAAUGCAUCGAUGAAGCGAACAAAGGUACGGACAAAUGCGAGAGUGGAUUAAACUUUCUGAUUUGUUUUUCAAAAUUCUUAAGCGAGAUAAAAAGCACGAAUUGAAGAUAGAAUAGAAUUCAAAGCACAGAGGCUACGUAUGUAAAUUAUCAAUUUGAAUAAAAUUUGAAUUUAAA
Apis florea (little honeybee) is the source of this 764-nucleotide messenger RNA. It is a transcript of the gene Obp7, whose product is annotated as odorant binding protein 7. Lineage: Eukaryota; Metazoa; Arthropoda; Insecta; Hymenoptera; Apidae. The record is from RefSeq and is a predicted model, not a curated record. Gene Ontology annotation, molecular function: odorant binding.